AUGACACAUUACUCAGUAGUCACUGUUAAUUUCAUAGUAAUUGAAGACAGUGAAAAAGAAGAAAAAAUCUGUCAACACACAAGCGACACGAUACGUAAUGGCAAACCAUUUCACAAUCUCUGUCAUCGUCUUUUGACAGCCAUGAACUCAGAUUCAUAUUCGACAAUAUCUUCAAGCAGUUACAAGAACAGUGACAGUGUAAAUAUUAUGUGGGCUUUAAAAGCUGAAAAAACGAACGCAGAACUCUGCGGGGAAAAGAUAAGCAAAAAUGGAAAGUCAAAGCUUUGGAUAACAUUUUAA
Messenger RNA from Clunio marinus, 300 nucleotides. The record is from the annotation of a GenBank genome assembly. NCBI's taxonomy places the organism in Eukaryota, Metazoa, Arthropoda, Insecta, Diptera, Chironomidae.